Rubroshorea leprosula is the source of this 4830-nucleotide messenger RNA. The record is from the annotation of a GenBank genome assembly. NCBI's taxonomy places the organism in Eukaryota, Viridiplantae, Streptophyta, Magnoliopsida, Malvales, Dipterocarpaceae.
AACUGUCCUACAAUUUCACGAAACACAAAAGUCAAGUGAAAUGAUUGUUAACAAUAGCUAAUAUAUUCUUUUCAUUUCAUAAUAGUAGAAAAAUAGAGAGAGUAAUCUUAUACCUUAGCCCCAAAAACGCUCUGACCUCUCUCUUCUUAAUGUCCGCUUCACUCAACCCUCGUCCUUCGACUCAGGAGGGAGACCUUCUGACAACCAAUCUGGAUAUUCUGGAAGAGGAUUCAGAUUGUGAGGAUGAUGGCUCAAUUCCCACAAUCCUCAUUUCAAGAGAGGAGAAGAAAAGAAUACGCUCGCCAUGGCUUAAUUCCAUUAUCAUCAAGGCAUUCGAAACUAAAUCAGCGGGUUACAACUUCAUAUACCCAAGAAUCAAAGCUCAAUGGAAACCGAGAGGAAGGAUGGAUUGUGUCGAUCUUGGUGUGGAUUUUUCCCUCAUAAGAUUUCAAGAAAGAGAGGACUUGCUAAGAGUUCUGAAUGGCGGUCCAUGGUUUGUGGGUCCUUACUACUUAACUAUUCGACAAUGGGAACCGGCUUUUGAUCCAGAGAAAGCGGCGUUCACUACCACAGCUAUCUGGGCAAGACUACCCAGGCUGCCAAUUGAGUAUUAUGACAUGAAAAUUCUUGAAAGAAUUGGGAAAUUAUUGGGGAAGCCUCUGCGAUUGGAUGCUCAUACAGCACAUCAGACAAGAGGACAGUUUGUUAGGAUUUGCGUUCAAGUAGAUCUUGUUGAGCCGCUUGUCCCCUUUGUUAGGAUUGGUAAGCAUAUCCAGAAAGUGUUAUAUGAGGGUCCAGUAGCUCUUUGUUUCUCCUGUGGAUGUGUUGGCCACAAAGAGAACUCCUGCCCACUUAAACUGUCACAAGCCCCUGCCGUUAUGGAGGAGGACUCCCCCAAUUGUACCAAACCUGUCAAUGAGGAUGCUAAAGAUGAUACUGUGAUAGAAGAGUGUCCGGGAUUUGGUCCAUGGAUGCUUGUUGAUAGGAGGAAAAAUAGGAGGAAGCUUAAUGGAAAGGCACCUGGUUCUGGGAAUCAACAGAGCAAUCUAAACUCCUCACAUGGAGGGAAACUGAGUAGCCAACUCACUAAAUCGCGAAGUGGGUCGAAGCAGAGGGACGAGAUGGUCAAUACGUUGGGGAACAACCCAAUUAAUGAUCCUACCGUUGGCACUAACGGAAGCAUCGAUACUAACGGACCUCUGAAUCAUUCCCAAAAUCAAGGACCCAAACUUAGUGCUAACCAAAUUAGUUCAAAUGUUACUACCUCGUCCCAUACUAACUCUAUUUCUUUUAUGGUGCAGGAUCCUCCUGGAUUGCCUCGGGAUAAUGCAAAAAGGAAAGAUAUCUUUAUUACUUGCUCCAAGGGAACACGCAAGGAGGAUAAGUCUAAAAAAAUCUCUGCUGGUGGUCAUCCAAAAGAUGUCAAUAACCUACAAUCUACGUCGCCCUCCACCAUUGGAAGUUUGGGCAAUGGAUCCAAGGACCUUUGGGAAACUGUGCCAACUGUGGGACAUUUAUCUAGUCAACGAAGAGAACAACAUUUUGUCAAUGGAGAAAGCAUUGUCAUUGCUUCUGCAAAAGGAAUCAGCACUGGUGGAAGGUUGGGAUCGAGACACAGUAGCCAGGAACUGGACCCGUCCGAUUAUGGUUCAAGAGGGAGUCGAUCCCAUCCCUUAUCUUCCACCCCCAACCGAAUGGAUAUCGCUUCCCCCUCCAUUGGAAACCCCAGACAUGAGCUGGGCCAUUGGGUCAUGAAUUCCUUCAGUAACAUAGCGUGGUCAAUGAAAGUCCUUUCAUGGAAUUGCCGCGGAGCAGCUAAUGAAGAGUUCAAAAGGAAUGUUAGAGAGAUCAUCCGUGAACACAAUCCUGGACUCUUUGUCAUCAUGGAAACUAAACUCAAUGGUGAUAGGGCGAUAGAGGUGGCUCGAAGUCUGGGAUUUCCAAAAUGGGAGAUAGUAGAUGCUGAAGGCUAUGCUGGCGGGAUUUGGCUCCUUUGGGAUGAUUCCCGAUUCUUAGUGGAGACCCUUAACAAAGGCUCCCAAGUCAUCCACGCUCUUGUUAAGACCAUCAACGGCCCUUGGAUGGCCAUUGGUGAUUUUAAUGACAUUACUGUUCAAUCUGAGAAAUUUGGGGGAAACCCAUUCCCUUCUUAUAGAAUUCAAGCUUACACAGAAUGCAUGUCCUAUUGUAAUCUCAUGGAUUUAGGAUUUAAUGGCCCUAAGUUUACUUGGGUUAAUAAUAGAAAUGCUAAUCAACUGAUUUGGGAAAGACUAGAUAGAGCGUGGGGUAAUCCAGCUUGGAGGAUUAAAUUUCCCGAAGCUACUAUCUUUCACCUCUCGAGACUUUCCUCUAAUCACUGCCCUAUUAUGGUUUCUCUUCAUCCUACUGUUCCAACCUUAGGAGAUAAACCGUUUCGUCUUGAAAAGUUUUGGUUAGAUCAUGAAUCCUUUAAAGAGUUAUUUGCUUCAGAAUGGGUCCACACUAAUCUUUCCAUAUCAGAGUGCUCUACACAUUUUAAAAAUUCUGUUCGGGUGUGGAGCAGAACUGUUUUUGAUAAUAUUCACAAGAAAAAGAAAGAGAUUUUGGCUUGGCUAACGGGCAUUCAAAAGGCUCUUCAACUCAAAAACAGUUCCUUUCUCUUGAAUUUAGAGAAGGGACUAAAUCAGGAAUUUCAGUACAUCCUUAAACAUGAAGAGGAUUUAUGGUUUCUUAAGUCUCGUACUCAAUGGAUUCUAGAUGGAGACAAAAACGCUAGGUUCUUUCAUGUCUCUACUAUCAAACGUCAAUCCUAUAAUAGAAUUAUGGGACUUAAGGACCUUCAAGGAUCUUGGGCUUAUGAUCCUGAAGGAAUUCAUAACAUAGUCCUCGCCUAUUUUAAAGAUUUGUAUACUUCCUCCCUAGAUCAUUCAUUUCAUGAUUUGUUUGGGGAUAUAACAAAGGCGCCUACUGUGGAUUACUCUGAAUGGGACCUUCUCAUAGCUCCUCCAUCAGAUGUAGAAAUCUGGUUAGCUGUGAAAUCUAUGAAAGCUUGGAAAGCCCCAGGUCCUGAUGGGCUUCAUGUAGCUUUUUUUCAUAAAUUUUGGGAGCUUCUCAAAAGUAAACUCUGUUCUGAAAUCCAAUUGGCUUUUAUUAAUGGGGUUAUGCCGCAUACUUGGUGUCAAAGUCUUAUCACACUAAUUCCCAAGGUCCCUAAUCCGGAGAAGAUCUCCCAAUUUUGUCCUAUUGAUGACCUGGUUUUUAUUGGUAAAGCUACUAUAACCGAUGCUACCUUUCUCAAGGAGGUUAAUGCCCCUGAUAUUACUAUUAGAGAUGCUUUUCUUUCCUCUGAGGAAUGGAACUAUGAUUUGAUCUCAUAUUCACUCCCUUCUGAUAUUGUUAAUAGGCUAAGGGCCAUUCCUUUUAAUAUCACUGAUGCUGGGACUGAUACUUUUAUUUGGGGGUACUCUAGCAAUGGUCUUUUUAAAUCUAAAACUGCAUAUUAUCUUGCUAAGAACCUCCCUUUUGACAGCAAGUGCUCUUGGUCCUGGAUUUGGGAUAUGGAUACCAUUCCUAGAAUUCAGAUGUUUAUAUGGCUUUUAAAGCAUGGCAAAUUGCUUACUUAUGACACUCUUUUCAAUUGGGGCAUUGUGGAGUCUAAUAAUUGUCCCAGAUGUCACCAGGCUCCUGAAACUCUCAAUCAUAUCUUUAGAGAGUGUUACUUUGCUAAAUUGUUGUGGUCUCUUCUUACUCCUCAUCCUAUUAACAAUCUUUUUCAUGAUCUUGAUUUUGAUGGUUGGCUCUUUGCUCAUUCUAAUCAAUCAAAAGUUUUUGGUAGUGGGGGAUGGAGUACUUCCUUCUCGUACAUCAUUUGGUCCCUUUGGUAUUUUCGAAAUCUUCUGGUUCAUGAAAAGAAGAAUGUCUCGUUGGUUAUGGCAAGGGAUUUCACCUUGUUAAAAAUCAAUGAGUAUAAGCAGCUUCAUCCGGUUUCGUUAAGUGCUAAAACGGUUUCUACUGUCUUUGUUGGUUGGAUCCCUCCCCCUCCUGGUGUUGUGAAGUUGAACACUGAUGGUUCAGCUGUGACAAACCCAAGAAAUGCUGGUGUAGGAGGAAUUUUCAGAGAUGAACUUGGUAACUGGCUGUUGGGAUUCUACAGGAAUAUUGGCUAUACAUCCAGCCUUUCAGCUGAGCUAUGGGCAUUAAGAAAGGGCCUUAAACUAGCCAUGGACAAGGGAUUUUCCCAACUCAUUGUUGAAACUAAUUCUACGGUUGCAAAAACACUAAUUGAUUCUGCCCAUUCUGAUUCUCACUCACUGGGGGUUUUAAUUGAUGAUUGCAGGGCUAUGAUGUCCCAAGUCCCCAGCAUCCAGUUUAGACAUGUGUUCAGAGAAGCCAACAAUGUUGCUGACUGGUUGGCUAAGAAGGGUACAAAGUCGGACUCUCCCUUUGUUGUGCUGAAUCAAUGUCCCUCCGGUCUUUGUAAUCUUUUGUAUUCGGAUAUUAUUGGGAUUAUGACUCCCAGGACUUUUGUAUUUAGUUAAUUAUCUAUGCUAUCUCCUUUUCUACCCAAAAAAGAAAAAAGAAAAAUAGAGAGAGAAAAGGAACUAAAGGAGGGCAAAAAAGAGUGGAUGAGUAAUAGGCACUUGAGUUGGUGCCAAAGAAGAUACAUGGAAGGUCUCCCAUAUUUCUUGGCAGUUAGCUGAUAUUGAAGAAAUUAAAGUACAGAGGAGAAGAAGAAAUAAAUGUACAAAUUAAUCUCCAGCUUUCCUGUGUUACUUAACAUAGCUUUAUAAUAGACCCAAUUCUAAUAAUCUCUGUUUAUAGACUAGGAGAAAAUACAAUUUUCAAUUUUUA